Messenger RNA from Salvia splendens (bonfire salvia), 1812 nucleotides. RefSeq lists its product as uncharacterized. Gene Ontology annotation, biological process: potassium ion transport. The transcript has 2 exons. Bases 1 to 1812 code for a protein of 603 amino acids. Lineage: Eukaryota; Viridiplantae; Streptophyta; Magnoliopsida; Lamiales; Lamiaceae. Gene Ontology annotation, molecular function: voltage-gated potassium channel activity. The record is from RefSeq and is a predicted model, not a curated record.
AUGGCGGCUGUGGCGGUGGCUGCCGCAGCAGGAGCGUUGGCGGCCGUUCGAGCAAACAAUGCCAAAAAGACCUAUAGCAUGUACACCCACGAAUCCCCUUGGCACAACGUACCGUACUCACCCCCGCGGAGGAUGGUGGAUGAACCAUUGGAUUGGAUCACAAUAACUUGUUUGGAGGAGCUAUACCAUUUGGGGAAGGAAGUGGCGCUCCCUCGUAGCUUUGGGGAGCUGAAGAAGAUUGGUGCAACGACAUAUGGUGCUACCUAUGUUAGAGUAUCGAACGUACAAGGAGCCGAGAUAAAUGACAUCCGGGUGGUGAGAGUGUGGGAUCGGGUUGUUUUUUCCCCCCCAAAAGGGGAUGAGGAAUCGAUUGCACGGGUCACGAUCACAUGCUUGGAGAAGGCGGAUGUUGUUGGAGAGGAGCUCUUGGUGCUACCUCAUCAUAGCCUCGAGGAGCUGAAGGAGGUUGGUGUGAAGAAAUAUGGUGCUUCCUUCACGAGAGUGUUGAGCGAAGAAGGAUACGAGAUCAAUGACAUUCGGGUGGUGAGGGACGGCGAUCAGAUUGUUUUCACCCGCCAGGUUGAGGAAUCGAUUGUACGGGUCAAGGCCACCUGCUUGGAGAAGGGAGAUGCUGCAGAGAAGCUCUUGGUGAUACCUCGUUGCCUCGAGAAGCUGAAGGAGGUUGGUGUGAAGAUAUAUGGUGCCCCAUUCGUCAAAGUGUUAAGCGAAGAUGGAAAUGAGAUUAAUGACAUCCGAGUGGUGAAAAAUUGGGAUCGGGUCGUUUUCGCCAGCCAUAAACCGGCUGAGGAAUCAAGUGUACGGGUCACAAUCACAUGCUUGGAAAAAGGAGAUGAUGCAGAGGAGCUCGUGGUGCUACUUCGUAGCCUCGAGGAUCUGAAGCAUAUUGGUGUGAAGAAAUAUGGUGCUUCCUUCACGAGAGUGUUGAACGAAGAAGGAAAUGAGAUCAAUGACAUCCGGGCGGUGAAAGAUGGUGAUCAGAUUGUUUUCUCUUGUCAGAAACGGGCUUUAGAGGUCAUGUUCAAGUGCUUGGAGAAGGGAGUUGAUGUGGGGGAGUUUAUGCCUCUACCUAGUAGCAUUGAAGAGCUGAAGGGGAUUGGUGUGAAGAAAUACGGUGCCCCAUUUGUGAGAGUGUUGAACAAACAAGGAAAUGAGAUCAAUGACAUUCGGGUGUUGAGAGACAACGAUCGGAUUGUUUUUGCCAGCACGAGGGAAUCAAGGGUCACGAUCACCUGCCCGGAGAAAGGAGAUGAUGCGGGGAAGCUCAUGGUGCUACCUCGUAGCUUUGAGGAGUUGAAGUGGGUUGGUGUGAAGAUAUAUGGUGCCUCAUUCGUGAGAGUGUUGACCGAAAAAGGAAAUGAGAUCAAUGACAUUAAUAUGGUGAGAGACAACGAUCAUAUCAUUUUCGCUACGUAUAAACGAGAUGAGGAAUCGAAUGCACAGAAACAUGUUGAGGAAUCGAAUGCACAUAAAUGGAUUGAGGAGUUGAAUGAACAUGACAAGAUCACUUGCUUUGCAAUGUUGAGCGAGAUGUGGCAAUCUAUGAUAAAAGGAAAUGAGAUCAAUGACAUAGACAAGGUGAUAGACGGCACUAGUGUUGUUUUUGCCAGCUGUAAAGGGGAUGGGGAUGGGGACGGGGACGAGGACGAGGACGAGGAAUCGAAUGCACAGUCAAAUGCGCAAAAUUGGGUUGAGGAGUUCAAUGAACCUGACAAGAUCAACUGCAUUGCCAUGUUGAGUGAGAUGUGGUACUCGAUGGUAAAGACCUAUAAAUAUAUUUUAUUCGGGAAAUGA